UUAAGGGAAUGAAGAAGAUGAGCUUUGAUCGUGUUCUUUAACCAGAUCUAAAAUAGCAAACUAUUUAAAUCGAGUGUAGUGAAGAAGGUAUUUGCUGAUGCAAGACUAGCUGUCUCGUACUCUCUCUAUAAGGAAGUUCCCCCACGUGUCUUGUGUUCGCUGUGCUUUUAAUACAUCAAGUGUUCGUGUCAACUUUAUUCUGUAACAAUCACAGUUCGAUGGGAUCCCCAAUGACCUGUUAAUUUUGUCUGUUUUGCAGAGUUCCUUUGAAGUUGUGGGUUGAACCGAAUGACAUUUGCAUCAACAUGACAUUCAAGCUUGUGUUGCUGAGGCAUGGGGAGAGCGCUUGGAAUAAGGAAAACCGGUUCUGCAGUUGGGUCGACCAGAAGCUGACGGAGAACGGUAUAAAAGAAGCUCAGACCUGCGGAAACGUUCUGAAAGCGGCUGGAUUUGAAUUCGACCUUGUGCUUACGUCCAUUUUGAGUCGAUCGAUCCAAACCGCGUGGUUGGUGUUGCACGAGAUGGGGCAAGAAUGGGUGCCGAUCGAAAGCUCAUGGCGACUCAACGAGCGCCAUUACGGCGCGUUGAUAGGUCUCAACCGGGCAGAGUUGGCUGCUCUUCACGGAGAAGAAAAGGUAAAAGUUUGGAGGAGAAGCUAUGACGUCACCCCUCCUCCCAUAGACGAGUCGCACGCAAACUACAAGGAGAUUUACACUGACCGGAGGUACAACUUCUGCGAUGUUCCGAAGGACAAGCUACCCAAAACCGAAAGUCUGAAGGAGGUUCUUGAUAGACUGCUGCCGUAUUGGAACGAGGUUGUUGCUCCAGAGGUGAAGAAGGGGAAAACCAUUCUGAUAUCUGCUCACGGAAACAGCACCAGGGCUCUGCUCAAGCACCUGGAAGGGAUCCCAGAUGAUGAGAUCAUUAACUUGACCCUUCCCACUGGAAUCCCAGUUCUCCUGGAGCUGGACGAAUGCCUACGUCCAGUUAAACACCACGAACUUCUGGGUGACCCACAGACCAUUCAGGCAGCUAUCAAAAAGGUGGAGGAUCAGGGCAAAGCUAAGGGGACACCUGUCCCUGCCAAUUAACCCUUGGAGGAGAGAUGCUAUUUAAAUCCAAUGCAACCUCAAUACAGCGCCCCAUUAGAUUGUGAUUUUGGAUACACCAUGGGUAUUAUCCUUUCUCUCAAGACAGGAACUAGUUUCACCCGUACAUUGCUUGUGGUAGCAACGUUAUGUUGGUGCUUUUUUGCUGCACUGUGAGAAUAUCCUAGCACUGAUGAAUUAUGUUGGCUUUAUUUGUCGUCUUGUGCCAAAUUAUUUAUUUAGCUAAAAGUAAUCUCUUCAUAUAUAGUUGCAGUAUUGUGUUGAAAGGCUUCUAAUUACGGGGCAAAAGUAAGGGUGUCAAUGACUGAAGUUAUAGUGAAUGUCUGCUGAGCUCUUAUUAUUAAUUGGAAUACAAAAGCACCCUCUUUGGACUCUGACCUCUGUCUCUCUGUCUGUCUCUCUGUCUGUCUGUCUCUCUGUCUGUCUGUCUGUCUCCCUGUCUGUCUCUCUGUCUGUCUCUCUGUCUCUGUCUCUGUCUCUGUCUCUGUCUCUCUCCCUCUCUCUCUCCCUCUCCCUCCCCCUCUCCCUUCCCCUCACCGCCUCUCCGCCUCUCCCCCUCUCCCUCUCCAGUAUUAGUGUGGGUUUUAUUUGGCACUUCUUCGAAUGAGAUGGACAAUUGGUGACAAAUGAGUGUAAUGUGUUAUUAGACCCGGGUGCCCCCUUGGCAGAAACCUGCCCAAACAGAGGAAGUUUCACUGGACAUUUCCUUCCCCUUCCUUUCCGCUGCUCGCUGUCCAGAUGAUUUUGACUGCGUAUAAUUGCAGUUGUGUGGACGCUCCUGUGAGCUGAUGCAAGAUCAGCCAGCUCCUGGAUGAGGUAAUGAAGGAUGACUUGCGUGUUGAGCUGUAGUCCAGGGUUGAUGCUAACCAUUUCUCAGCACCAGAUGCCCAACUGAAUAAGAUUCUGCUGUAAAUAAUGAUAACCAUUUUUGCUAUCUACAAUACCACCCACUUUAGUGUCAUUUCUCUGUGACCGCAUGGGUUUGCUCCGGGUGCUCUGGUUUCCUCCCACAUCCCAAAGACGUGCAGGUUUUGUAGGUUAAAUGGCCUCUGUAAAUUGCCCCUAAUGUGUAACAUAGUGUGGACGUGUGGUCGAUGGGGGGCGUGGACUCAGUGUACAAUCUCCAAACAUUGCUAUUUAACGUUGUUCUGCAUGAAGUAUCCAUGUCAUGUCUGUUAAAUAAAAUUAAAUCUUUGAACAA
Messenger RNA from Amblyraja radiata (thorny skate), 2310 nucleotides. RefSeq names its product 2,3-bisphosphoglycerate mutase (gene bpgm). Gene Ontology annotation, biological process: glycolytic process. Gene Ontology annotation, molecular function: intramolecular phosphotransferase activity. The transcript has 2 exons. NCBI's taxonomy places the organism in Eukaryota, Metazoa, Chordata, Chondrichthyes, Rajiformes, Rajidae. Bases 306 to 1091 code for a protein of 261 amino acids. The record is from RefSeq and is a predicted model, not a curated record.